Mercenaria mercenaria is the source of this 2784-nucleotide messenger RNA. RefSeq names its product solute carrier family 23 member 2-like. The coding region runs from base 443 to 2440 and encodes 665 amino acids. NCBI's taxonomy places the organism in Eukaryota, Metazoa, Mollusca, Bivalvia, Venerida, Veneridae. Gene Ontology annotation, biological process: transmembrane transport. The transcript is spliced from 10 exons. Gene Ontology annotation, cellular component: membrane. Gene Ontology annotation, molecular function: transmembrane transporter activity. The record is from RefSeq and is a predicted model, not a curated record.
CGUUAGCGAACAGCAUGGAUGCGUAGGCUGGUCUGGAUCCAUGCUGGUCGCAAAGCCACUAUGUUGGUUUUCUCAUAGCGCGGCUCAUUUAUUAAUUCAUUAAAACUGUUGGAUGCAGACAAUGCGAACUGAUAAUUAUGCAAACUAUGUGUACAAUAGUUUUCCUAGUUGAAACGGUGCGAAGUUAAUAGUCAACAAGCAAGUUUGCUUACGUAUAUUAUAUAGACUCACCUGCGUACAAUAUAUACUCUAGAAAUCGGUCAUUUGGCAUAAUAAGAAACAGAAUACGCUUAAGGCUGAUGCAGAAACAUUUCACGGAGUAGAAUAUAUCUUUGUGUAUUGGAAAAUUUAUACUGAUCAUGCAGCUACGUGAUAUUGCAUAUAUAGGCAUGUAAUGUAGAAUAAUUUAAAUAUUGAGCAAAAACUUCACGAAAGAACGGCGAUGACAGUCAGCGGUAAUUGUCUAAAAUCAGGGAACAAAAUAUCUAAUAUGGAAAAUAAAUUGCCGCGUCACACAGAUCAGGAAAACUUUGUGUGCGAAGAGGGUGGCGUUUUGUUAUUAAAUGGAUGUGUACAACCAGAGAGAAACUGCAGUUGUGGCAUUAUUGACCAAACAGGGCAUACUACCUCAAGACGAGAUCAAACCAUCAAGAUUAAUUAUGGAUCAAAAUGUGACGCGUUAGGACUGAAUUUUGAUACAGAACCAGACAACAAUGAUAUGCAUUAUAAAGUAUCAGAUGUACCAAAUGUUUUUUCAGCUUUUAUAUUUGGAUUGCAGCAAGUUUUACUCAGUAUCAGUUCUACAAUUUCUAUUCCAUUGAUCGUUGCCAAUGAGAUAUGUGCUGGUGACCUUGACCUUGUGAAGUCAGAAAUUAUGUCUACGUUCCUGUUCAUGUGUGGUGUGUGUACCAUCUUGCAAACUGCUGUAGGGGUUAGACUGCCAAUUAUUCAAGGAGGAUGCCACAAAUUUAUACCAGCAGUUGCAGCACUGAUGGCCUUACCCAUUUGGAAGUGUCCAGAUCUUAGUCCAGUAGAAUCUAUGGGUGUUACAGGUAACGGAUCCGAGGCAAAUUUUACUCUUGUACCAAGAUUUACAGAUGAUGAACGGACUACAAUGUGGCAAAGCAGAAUGAAAGAGAUUCAGGGAGGAAUUAUUCUUUCAGCCUUGGUUCAAGUAGUGAUCGGAUGCACAGGAAUUCUUGGCUUGAUUUUAAACUUCAUUGGACCUAUUACUAUUGUUCCUACAAUAACAUUGGUCGGACUCUCACUCAUUGAUGUAGCACUACGAUUCUGCCAAGUUCACUGGGGAAUUACCAGCUUAACUGUUUGUUUGGUUUUUCUGUUUUCUUUGUACAUGAGUGAAAUCAAGCUACCACUUCCGGCAUAUAGCAAGCGAAGGAAAUGUCAUAUAACGAUGUAUCCAGUAUUUAAAUUGUUACCGGUAAUACUGGCUGUGGCUAUCUCUUGGGGCGUAUGCGCAAUUUUAACCGUUACAGACAGACUUUCUUCAGAUCCGAAGAGUCAGGAAUAUUUCACUCGCACGGACGCAAGGACAAAUGUUCUUGAGACUGCUGAAUGGUUCUUCUUUCCGUAUCCAGGCCAAUGGGGUCUACCGACUGUUAGUAUCGCCAGUUUUAUGGCAAUGCUUGCCGCAACUAUGACAUCUAUCAUAGAGUCUGUGGGUGAUUACUACGCAUGCGCGAGAAUAUCUUGUGUUUCUCCGCCUCCUACACACGCGGUCAAUAGAGGUAUUGCUAUUGAAGGUUUUGGCAGCAUUCUGUCUGGCAUCGUGGGGUCCGGGGGUGCAACGACCUCGUACAGUCAAAAUGUUGGUGCAAUUGGAUUCACCAAGGUAGCGAGCAGAAGAGCUUUCCAGGUUGCAGGUUUGAUAUUUUUACUGUGUGGACUGUGUGGAAAGUUUGGAGCUUUGCUAACUCAAUUACCAGAUCCGGUACUCGGUGGUAUCGUCCUCGUCAGUUUUGGAAUGGUUACAGCAGUAGGACUGUCGAACCUUCAGUUUGUAUCAUUACAGUCCAGCCGGAAUUUAGUCAUCAUAGGUACCUCAUUGCUCAUUGGUCUAAUGGCUCCUAGAUAUAUCGCCGCAAAUCCUGGAUGUAUAAAAACAGGUGACGAUGAGGUAGAUCGUGUUUUGACGGUGUUGCUCAGCACAGCAAUGUUUGUGGGUGGAUUUGUAGGUUUUGUUUUAGAUAACACAGUCCCAGGUUCUGAUGAGGAAAGAGGGAUAAAGUCUUGGAGGAAGACCUAUACAGCGGACCCCAACAAUGUCGAUUCCAUAGAGGAUGAUACUUACGACCUUCCGUUUAUCAUGAAUUGCCUUAGACAGCAUAAAUGGACAACUUACAUUCCAUUUCUUCCAACAUUCCGAUUUAGUAUUGGGAAAUAUCUAAAAGGCUUGUGCUCAAAGUGCAGAGACCGUUGAUAAUAAGAGACCAAUGUUUUGUAGAUACGGCAUCAAUAUUUUAUAUUUUAUUAUUAUUAUUACACAGAAGAAAUAGUACCAGCAUACAACUAUAAUCAUUCACUCAUUAUCGAUGUGGAUAUUGUUUACGUGUAUUAUGCACUUGUACUCGAUUGGGAUAAAAUACGAUACUUUGUUACAUAUGUUAUAUCGGUUAUGGGAAUGCUAUUUUAUUAAAAAGAAAUAUAAAAGAAUGUUUGUAAUUUUGUUGUACAGUUUUGUUUGCUAUAUCACUUUUGAAGUAAAAUCAUGGUAGUGUAGUGAUGAUUCAAAUGCUAGAUGCUAAAUACAGUAGAAAGAAAAAG